CAGGGAAAACUGCGGAAGUUGUAGCCAAAUGACUUUUUUUGCGGCUAAUCUGAGGUGAAGGGCUAACACUUUGAUGUACCUUUAAAAAAAGAAGGGACAAAUUAUAGUUGAAGUAAAGAGGGGCCCAUUAAACACGCCAAUAUUUAUUGCGUUGACGUUCGGCGGUGCGGAAAUUGUAACGUGACAGGAAAAUUUUCGUGACCAUUUACAGCGAUGAGCGAUCCGUGGCGUGAGUGUAUGGAGCACUGCGUGGAGGUGGCCACGCAAGCCGGCAAGGUCAUCCGCGAGGCCCUCAAGGGCGAAAUCGCCGUCACGCACAAAAGCUCACAAGUGGACCUGGUGACCGAGACGGACCAGCGGGUGGAGCGGCAAAUUAUAUCCGCCGUCAAGGCAAAGUUCCCCACGCACAGCUUCAUCGGCGAGGAGUCGGCGGCGGCGGCGGCGGGGGCCCCGAGCGUCCUGACCGACGACCCCACUUGGAUCAUCGACCCCAUCGACGGCACCACCAACUUCGUCCACGGGUUCCCUUUUGUGUGCGUAUCCAUCGGCUUCACCGUGAAGAAACAGAUAGAAUUCGGCGUGGUGUACAGUUGCAUCGAGGACAAAAUGUACACGGCGCGCAGAGGCCGGGGCGCCUUCUGCAACGGGGUCCCCAUCAAGGUCUCCGGGCGGGAAGAUCUCAGCCAGUGCCUGGUGCUGACCGAGGUGGGCUUCGAAAAGGAGCCGCGGCGGUUGGACGCCAUGAUGGCGGACCUCAGGAGGAUCUUGACCAUCCCCGUGCACGGAAUCCGCUCGCCGGGCAGCGCCGCCGUCAACAUGUGCCUGGUGGCGAGCGGCGCGGCCGACGCGUACUACCACGCGGGCAUCCACUGCUGGGACAUGGCCGGCGGGGCGGCGGUGGUCACGGAGGCCGGCGGAGUCGUCGCUGACAUAACAGGUGGGCCAUUCGAUUUGAUGUCCCGCCGUCUGAUCGCGGCCAGCAGCAAAACGGUGGCCGAGCGCCUUCGCCGGGCACAUCACGCACGUCCACGUUGGCAGGGACGACGCAGAUGGCUCGUAAACAGGAAGAACACCAAAAAAAAAAAAAAUAACGCUUUCCCGCGCCUAACGAGUCCAAAGUUUGGCGUCGGAGGCGAAACGCGGCGCGUACACCCCGAGGAGUUAGGCCCGCCGAGCAGCCUCUUAUUAAGCAUCGUGACGUCGCAUUUGCAUCGGGCGGCGCGCCACGACUCGGCGCCGGCCGUCUCCCGCACCUUCCGAAGGUCAAGAAAAACGCAGCAGGCGAUGGGGGACCCCUGGCAGAGGGCGUACGACUUCGCCGUCAAAGUGGCGAGGAAAGCCGGCGAGGAAAUUAGGAAAGCCGGCGAGAGCGAAAUCAGGGUGAUGACCAAAAGCUCCACCGUGGACCUCGUCACCAAGACGGACGAGCGGGUGGAGAAGAUCAUCAUCCACUCGCUCAAAGAGGAGUUUGGCGCCGACACUUACAGCUUCAUCGGCGAGGAGUCGGUGGCGAACGGCAAACCGUGCAUCCUGACCGACAAACCCACGUGGAUCAUCGACCCGGUGGACGGGACCACCAACUUUGUCCACGGGUUCCCGUUCGUGGCCGUGUCCAUCGCUUUUGCGGUUAAAAAGGAGCUGGAGUUCGGCGUGGUGUACAGCUGCUUGGAGGACAAGAUGUACAAAGCCAGGAGAGGGAAAGGCGCUUUCUGCGACGACGAGCCCAUCCAGGUGUCGGACGUGAAAGACGUCCACAAGUCCCUCAUCAUCUCCGAGCACGGGACGGACAGGAACCCGGAGAAGGUCGCCAAGAUCUUCUCCACCAUGCAAAAGAUCCUCCGCAUCCCCGUGCACGGGCUGCGCGGCUCGGGCACCGCCGCCACCAACAUGUGCCUGGUGGCGUGCGGGGCGGUGGAGGCCUUCUUCGAGAUCGGGAUCCACUGCUGGGACAUCGCGGCGGGGGCGGUGAUCGUGACAGAAGCCGGCGGGAUUCUGCUGGACGUGGACGGGGGGCCCUUCGACUUGAUGUCCCGGAGAAUGUUGUCGGCAAACAACGACGUCAUCGCCACACGGAUCAUCAAGGAAAUCGAAUUAUUCCCCGUGGAGAGAGACGACGUCGAGCUCAACGAGAAGUGAGAGGAUCCUCGGGCGCCUUGCUUUUAUUUUAUUUUAUUUUUUUUUUUUUUUACAAACAGACAAAUACGCACGUAUCAUCUACAUUUACUCACAAUAAAGCAAUUACGCUGCAAACCACCA
Messenger RNA from Syngnathoides biaculeatus (alligator pipefish), 2256 nucleotides. RefSeq names its product inositol monophosphatase 1-like. Bases 214 to 2136 code for a protein of 640 amino acids. The record is from RefSeq and is a predicted model, not a curated record. Lineage: Eukaryota; Metazoa; Chordata; Actinopteri; Syngnathiformes; Syngnathidae. Gene Ontology annotation, molecular function: inositol monophosphate 1-phosphatase activity. The transcript has 18 exons. Gene Ontology annotation, biological process: signal transduction; inositol metabolic process; phosphatidylinositol phosphate biosynthetic process.